This is a messenger RNA of Mercurialis annua (annual mercury), 1916 nucleotides long. RefSeq names its product mitochondrial import inner membrane translocase subunit TIM44-2. Gene Ontology annotation, biological process: protein import into mitochondrial matrix. Bases 148 to 1608 code for a protein of 486 amino acids. Lineage: Eukaryota; Viridiplantae; Streptophyta; Magnoliopsida; Malpighiales; Euphorbiaceae. The transcript is spliced from 14 exons. Gene Ontology annotation, molecular function: protein-folding chaperone binding. Gene Ontology annotation, cellular component: mitochondrial inner membrane. The record is from RefSeq and is a predicted model, not a curated record.
UUGUUUGUUUCCCAAGAAAAACUUUACUCAGUUUUCCCCUUCCCUUUCAUUUCCUGGGAAGAAAAAGAAAAUAAAAAAAAUUCCUAUGUUUUAAAGUCGCUAAUUUUCUCGAUUAAAAGAAGAAAAAUUAAAAUUGAAACUCUCUUAAUGGCGAGCAGAAAGCUUGUUCGAGACUUGUUUAUCUACCGUCAAUUAAUAUCCCAACAGGGUUCAGGCACGAGAUUACGGUUGCCGUUGCCGCCGCCGCUAUUAUCGAAGACGCAUUGGAAUUACUUAGGUUACCGUGGUUUUGGAGUGUUUAAUGAGUUCUCUAAGAAAAUUAAAGGAGAGGUCAAUAGGAAUUCAGAAUUCCAACAAUCAGUCAAGGAACUGAAGGAUAAAGCAGAAGAACUGAAAGGGGUGAAAGAAGAACUGAAAGUUAGAACGAAGCAGACAACUGAGCAGCUGUACAAGCGUGUAGAUGGUGUUUGGACGGAGGCUGAAGCUACUGCCAAAAAGGUUUCUGCCAAUGUCAAAGAGAAGAUUUCAGCUGCCAAAGAAGAGGUCAAAGAAACUCUUAAUCUUGGGAAGCAGGAGUCUUCCAAGUCCAGUGACAGUUCAGAGAAAGAUGGUGCCGAUGUAAAUGAUGGUAAGAAGGCCUCAUCUGGUGAAGGAACAGACAAGCAAAAUGACACUAGUGAUAAUGCAGAAACAUUUUUUGGAAAAUUUAAGUCUAGCAUACCCUCCUCAAAGGUGUCAUCAGCCUUCCAUAGAUUGAAGGAAGCAAAGGUUACUGACUUUAUGAAGAAGGGGUAUGAUGUUAUGAAGGAUGAAUUUUAUGGAAACCCUAGUAAGAGAAAGCACCUAGAGUAUACUCCUCCCCCCUCCUUCAAAGGUGAAAGAAGCACAAGAACGGACAUUGUUGUUCUACCAACAAAGCAAUCUCGAUGGAGUAAAAAGUGGGAGGCCUUUAGAAAAAAGAUGCAAGGUAAUCCUGUAUUCAAGCGUUUUGCUGGCAUUAGUGAGCCUGUUGUAUCCAAGGGUCAAGAGAUUGCUGAGGACAUGCGGGAAAGAUGGGAGACUAGUGACAGUCCUAUAGUCCACAAAAUUCAGGAUGUUAGUGAUACUAUAUUUCAAGAAACUGAUGCUGCUUCAUCUCUCAAGGAAAUACGUCGACGAGAUCCAUCAUUCUCUUUGAUGGAUUUUGUGGCUGAAGUCCAGGAAGCUGUUAGACCUGUCCUUAAUGCUUACAUAAAGGGAGAUUUAAAGACUUUGAAGAAGUACUGUACCUCUGAAGUUAUUACUCGUUGUGAAGCAGAGCACACGGCUUUUCAGAGCCAUGGUAUAUUUUUUGAUAACAAGAUUCUUCAUAUAUCUGAGGUGGAAGUAAGAGAGACCAAAAUGAUGGGAACGUCACCAAUAAUCAUUGUUGCAUUCCAAACGCAGCAAGUCCAUUGUGUACGCGAUCGAAAUGGUGCAAUAACCGAAGGGGGCCAGGACACAAUCCACACUGUAUACUAUGCAUGGGCAAUGCAACAAGUAGAUCCUGAAGAACUCGGAGAAGGUGCUAUCUAUCCAAUAUGGAAGCUAAGAGAGAUGCAACAACUCGGUGUUCAAUCCCUAAUCUAGGCUUUUUCUGAUUGGUGAUGUACUAUUAGAUUACUCUGGUUCAUCUCGUUUCAUUUUGUUAUUUAUAUUCUACUCCACACUUUUUCUGGGUUUUGUCACUCCAGCCUCCAGAGAAAGUCCUAGUUAGUAUUUCAUGUUAAUCAGAUAAAAUAAAGAAACUGGGUACUUUUCUCAUUCAUAUAUAGGUUGAUCAAAUGCUCGAAAUGAGCUACUGCCGUGUAGUGUAACGGAAUACUUUAUUUUAUUUGAUUCUUUUGAAAUCGUAACAGAGGUUUAUAUUCAAAUUAAUCAAAGUAAUGCUUUCACUU